This is a messenger RNA of Lycium barbarum (goji berry), 3314 nucleotides long. Its product is annotated as probable L-type lectin-domain containing receptor kinase S.5. Gene Ontology annotation, cellular component: plasma membrane. The record is from RefSeq and is a predicted model, not a curated record. The transcript is spliced from 2 exons. NCBI's taxonomy places the organism in Eukaryota, Viridiplantae, Streptophyta, Magnoliopsida, Solanales, Solanaceae. The coding region runs from base 978 to 3017 and encodes 679 amino acids. Gene Ontology annotation, biological process: protein phosphorylation. Gene Ontology annotation, molecular function: ATP binding; protein kinase activity; carbohydrate binding.
GGAAUAGGUGUCAUUUUCAUGACACAAGGAGAUUGGUGCCUAAUUCAAUAUACUAAGAUUUUUAACCGAAGAAAAUAUAAUAAAAGAGCACAUAAAGUUCAGCUUAGCCUCUGGAGACAGAACAUAGGUGAGUUUAGUUUAUAGUUUAUUAGUAGAUAGAUCUGCCUGUGAAGUAUCUUUAGCAGUUUCUACUAAUUAAACUAAUGAUUUUACAAGUUAUACCAGAAAACGUAGAGCCUUAUUCCAGUAUUGACCUAAGAGAUACUUGAAAAAGCGUCAGUCUUUACAUAUUAGUUUAUAUAAUAUGACGAAAUCCUCUAGUUAGACUUUUCUCAAGCUAUAACGUCAAAUAUCAGAACUCAACCCUUGUCGGGUCUACCCUUUGGUUAGAAAAAAAAAUAUUUAUUUGCACUCGGAAUUUAUGCCAAGCUAGACAAUUCAACUAUAAAGGAAUCAAAAAUAAAAGUGAAACUCUUUUUAAAAGAAACUUUUUCCUUUGAAUUGGGGGGAUCAGAACGGGAUAAUGAAAAUUAAUGAAAAUCAAACUAACACCUAUGGAGUGAGAGUCUUCCAUUGAUACUAAUAAACUACUAUAAGUGCUGAUUGUGAAAGUGAAAAUAUAGACAUGUUACUUAAUCAUAAUUAAGUGAUAAACGUUCAAAGUGCAAGACACAUAUAUUUCAUUCGUUUGCAAGUUUUGGUUGCAUGAACAAAAUUCCAUCUAGAAGUACAUGAAACACCUGGGAAGUUGCUUCUUCAUUCAAGUCAAACCAUUUGAUCAAAUCACUUAUAGAAACUUUCCCCAUAAAUAGAGAAACAUUCAUCUCCCUUAUUUCAACUGAGAGUUUAUCAUUUCCUUCUUAAUUCAGUUUUUCAAAUAGAUUUUCAAGUACAAAUUUUCACUACAAAUCUACCAUUAUCUUCCCUCUUGAGGCCAAAAAAAAAAAAACUAUACCUUUAUUGUGAUAUAUGUUGCUAUGUAUCAUCUAGGCAAGAUUAGUUACUUAACUUUCCCUAUUCAUCUUUUGUUCAUAGUCAUACUUCUCUUGGAAGUACUUUUGGAUCUUAGAGUGGAUUGUCUAAGUUUCACCUACCCAAGUUUCACCCAAGAAUCCGAAAAUGAUUUCAUCACUACUAAUCAUUCCAACAUAGCCUUUGAUGCUAUCCAAGUAACUGAAGAAGCUCGUGGAGCUUCCAUUACAAAUUUGUCUGGAAGAAUAUGGCAUUCACAGCCUUUGAAUCUAUGGAACCGAAAGAAAAACAUCACAACAUCGUUCAAUUCCACGUUCGUGAUUAAUAUCAAACCUGAAAGUGAUCCAUCAGGUGAAGGAUUGGCUUUCAUAUUGACUAACGAAAGUGGUAAUGGCUCCAUCCCAAAUGAUAGUUAUGGACAAUGGCUUGGAAUUGUGAAUGCAAGUACAAAUGGAUCUCCAACAAGCAACAUAGUUGCAGUUGAAUUUGACACAAGGAAAAGUUACCUUGAUGAUCUUGAUGAUAAUCAUGUUGGCAUUGACAUAAACAGCAUCAACUCUGUCAAACAAGUUUCUUUAACUGAUCACGGUGUUAACGUUUCACGAGCUAUUGAUGUGAUAGCAAGUGUCCGGUACGAUGGAGAAUCAAAGCUCUUGAAGGUUUAUACAUUCAUGAGUAAUCAAAUAGGAGACAAUGAGAAAAAUCCCAUCAUUUCCAUGACUCUUGAUCUUUCUAUUUUUCUAUCCGAGGAUGUUUUCGUGGGAUUUUCAGCCUCAACUGGGAUAUAUAGUCAGCUGAACUGCAUAAAGGCAUGGAAUUUUACAAGCACAGAAAUUGGGAAUGAUCAUAAAGUUAGCCUAUUAUGGUUGUGGAUCUUGGUACCAAUAAUAUCAGUUCUGGUUAUUUUCUUAGGAGGGGUUUGCUUAUAUUUCAUCUCAAGGAGGAAAAAGAAGAGGAUGCAAGUGUUAGACCAAGAUGAGAAUAUAGAGAUUCAGAUUCAGAAUUCAGCUAACGCACCUCAGAGAUUCCAGCUGAAGGACUUGAAACGAGCGACCGGGAACUUUGAUCCCAAGAAUAUUCUUGGAAGAGGAGGAUGUGGAGUAGUAUUCAAAGGGUUAUUAGCUGAUCAUAAUAAAGAGGUGGCUGUGAAGAAAUUCUUUAAAGAUUCAAGUCAAGGAGCAAAAGAUCUCAUAGCAGAAGUCACAACCAUUGGCAAUCUCCAUCAUAAGAACCUUGUCAAAUUGAUAGGAUGGUGCUAUGAAAGCAAUGAACUCCUAGUAGUUUAUGAGUUCAUGCCAAAUGGGAGCUUAGACAGGUUGAUAUUUUGCGAAGAAAAAGGAGAAAUCAGAGGAAGGUUGAGACUUAACUGGGAAAGAAGGCAUGGCAUCACCUGUGGCAUAGCUCAAGCACUGGAUUAUCUGCAUAAUGGCUGUCAGAAAAGAGUACUUCACAGAGAUAUAAAAGCUAGCAACAUCAUGCUCGAUUCAGAGUUCAAUGCUCAGUUGGGAGAUUUCGGAUUGGCUAGGACAGUUCAAGUGAACGGAAAAACUCACCAUUCGACGAAAGAGAUUGCUGGAACUAUAGGCUAUAUGGCUCCGGAGAGUUUCCAUAUAGGCCGAGCCACGGUUGAAACAGACGUCUUUGCAUUUGGAGUGCUCGUUCUUGAAGUUGCUUGUGGUCGAAAACCUGGAAAACAAAACGAGGAGAAUGGCUAUAGUAACAAAGUUAUUGAAUGUGUAUGGGACAUGUACAAGAUUGGAAGGAUCAUUGAUGCAAUAGAUGUUAAAUUGGAAGGAGAGUUUGAUGAAGAACAAGCUGAAUGUGUGUUGAUAUUGGGAUUGGCUUGUUGCCAUCCAAAUCCUUAUGAAAGGCCAAGUAUGAAAACUGCUUUGCAGAUUCUUAUAGGGGAAUCAGUUCUGCCAAGUAUUCCUACUGAGAGACCUGCAUUUGUAUGGCCAGUUAGAGCUCAGUCGACUAACAAAGCUGCAGGUGAUUCUCUACAGGAAGGCCAACUUACACAAAUUACAGUUCUCAGUGGCAGAUAACAAGGUUCACAAAAACAAUUCCUCAUUAUCAAACUUAAAUGCUUUGUCAAAGCAGCAACUCUUUAGGAGGCAAAACAUACUUGUAAAUUCACAUAUGCAAGGCAAGAAUGAGUGUUUUUUACUACUUUUCUUCAUAGUGUUUUUCUGCAUUGUAAAUAAUUUGCAACACCAAAUUCCUCUCCACCCUCUGUUUGGCGUCAUUUUGUGCAACAACUUCUCUAUUUUAGGAGUGAAAGUGCUUUUUCUUUAUUUUGUUACACAAGCUUACUCUCGAAGUGUUUGAUUUGAGCAGAGCCU